ACUUCCGGAGCAGACCUACUCACCUUGGCGAACUGUACACGGGUGGCCCCUGCUUCUUGUAUCUGCCAGUCGCUGGCUUCCCACAUGGCGGCUGUUCAGGCGCCCUUUCGUUCGACCGCGGUGCGGUAUUUGGCCACGAUUUUUGUCAGCCGCAUUCCCUGGACGGCAGCCGCUAAUGAGCUCAAAGAGCACUUUAGUCAGUUUGGUACUGUACGAAGAUGUUUUCUGCCAUUUGAAAAAGAUACAGGCUUUCAUAAAGGUUGUUGUUGGAUUGGAUUUUCUUCAGAAGAAGAACUUCAAAGAACAUUACAGCAAGAAAGUCAUUUCAUUGAUGGAGUCAAAGUCCAUGUUCAGCGCCAAAGACACAGACGUCAGGAUGUGAAGGAGAAAAUCUGAAUUAGCAUAAAUGUAUUGAUGAACUGGGAAAUAAAAAUGUUACACUAUGGAAA
This is a messenger RNA of Trichosurus vulpecula (common brushtail), 449 nucleotides long. It is a transcript of the gene SLIRP, whose product is annotated as SRA stem-loop interacting RNA binding protein. Lineage: Eukaryota; Metazoa; Chordata; Mammalia; Diprotodontia; Phalangeridae. Gene Ontology annotation, molecular function: RNA binding. Bases 85 to 396 code for a protein of 103 amino acids. The record is from RefSeq and is a predicted model, not a curated record. The transcript has 4 exons.